AUGGAGAAGGAGCCUUUCGGGUGGUUCGUCGCCUGCCAUGCUUUCUGUCUUCUUUGUGCGAAUUUGUUGUACUGCCUCAUAUCCGGGUUCCUCCCAGGGCACUUUGGCAUCGCGGGCAUGCUAACAGGAAAUCCUGUUAUCGCCGGACUCCUUUAUAUUCUGUGGCUUGGCUCAGUUUCGACAGGAAUUUUUUUCUUUAUAACGUCUGAAGAAGCCGAUGCAAGGAAAACCCAGGAUUUGGUAGUUGGGUUCUGUUGUUCGUACUGUGCAGUUGCAGGAUUGUCCUUCCUCACAAAUGUUGUUGCCAUCUACGGAAACAUAGGGAGUUUCGUCGCUCUCGAUCCUGUCCCCUUUUUUUCUGUUUCGAACUUUUUUUCUUUCAACGUUCCUACGCUAACUCUUCUCUCUGUUCUGUUCAUUCUUUGGGCAGUUGGCUUCAAGGCGAUCGGUAAGGGGCAUUUAACUUGCUCGAAGAACUUCAGUCGCUACUGUUGUAUGCGCUUGCAGGCGAAAUGGAUGAGUAAACCGGGGACACUCUAG
This is a messenger RNA of Neospora caninum, 540 nucleotides long. RefSeq lists its product as hypothetical. The record is from RefSeq and is a predicted model, not a curated record. The transcript is spliced from 5 exons. Bases 1 to 540 code for a protein of 179 amino acids. Lineage: Eukaryota; Apicomplexa; Conoidasida; Eucoccidiorida; Sarcocystidae.